Molecule: messenger RNA, 1167 nt
Organism: Microthlaspi erraticum
Lineage: Eukaryota; Viridiplantae; Streptophyta; Magnoliopsida; Brassicales; Brassicaceae
Source: the annotation of a GenBank genome assembly
AUGGUCAACAUCGCUUCUGUUUAUGGAGAAUGGGUGAGAAAGGACAAUAUGUCGUGGCAUUUUGAGGUUGACUAUCGCAAAGGAGGGAGAAUGUUCUGUUUGAGGGAUGAAUGUACACAUGAUGAGCUUGUUCAAAUUGCCUUAGAUGAUUAUUCGGUGAACAAGCACGGACUGGAGUUAUCAUAUUCAUUACCAGAACCAUUCGUGCAGAAAAUGCCUAUUGAUUCUCUGCCUGUGUAUGUCACAAACGACAGACAAGUCCACAGCUUGAUCGAGCUAAGUCGAACACAUGUUGUACGACUUUGUGUCUCUAGUCAAGGGAACGCUGAUGUGGAAGAUAAUGUUUAUGGACGUAAGAGUGAAAACCAGGAUGAUGAGUUCUCUGAUGAUCGUGUUGAAGACUGGGCCGCGGACUCAGAUGAAGUGUCGGAAGGAGGACAAGAUGCGGCUUGUGAUGAGGGUGAUGUCAAGAAAGAUGCUCAUGAAAUCGAUGAUGAUACCCACGCGGACUACAGUCAGUAUGGGAAAGUGGAAGACGAAGACGAGCGUGAGACAAAGAUUCCUUUCGAUGAUCCCCGUCUUAGAGGGCGUGGUCAACACAAACGAAUGGAUAAUUGGGAAGACUAUAUAUACGAGCACCAGAGUUUUGAUAGCAAGGAAGAACUAAUAUCAGAGUUGCGUCGAGCUGGACUCGAACCAGCGCGUCUGGCAAGAGGUCGGCAUGAAGUGAUUCAUCAUGCUCAAACACGAGCCGAAUGCAAGCAAGCGGAAGGGGAAUCAAGGAGCGGCUGUCAAGAACGAAGCCACCACGUUUUGGGUGACAAAGUACUCGAAGUGGCAUACAUGUUCUGUGAAGCGAACCCUGGAAGUGUUACUGAUCUUGUGCGUGACCCAGACGACCGUUUCAAGUACUGUUUCUUAUCAUUUGGAGCUUCAAUAUCUGGUUUUCAGUACUUGAGAAGAGUCAUUGUGGUGGAUGGGACUCAUUUAACAGGGACGUAUGGGGGAGUUCUACUUGUCUCCGCCGGACAUGACGGGAACUUUCAAAUAUUCCCCUUAGCUUUUGCAAUUGUCGACGCUGAGGACAGCGAAUCAUGGGAAUGGUUUUUUAACAAGCUCCGAGACUGCUUGAUGAUAGGAUUUGUGUGUGGAUGUGAAAAGAUAUGA